Yamadazyma jaroonii is the source of this 2100-nucleotide messenger RNA. The record is from the annotation of a GenBank genome assembly. Lineage: Eukaryota; Fungi; Ascomycota; Pichiomycetes; Serinales; Debaryomycetaceae.
AUGAAUUUGAUGGAUAUGUUGAGCAGUGAAGCUGACCCGAUGUUCGAACCUCCGAUGGAAACGAUCUUGGAACAAGAAAGUCAAAAGAAAAAUGGGGUGGUCAAACAACCGGAAAAUGGGAUUUAUUUCUUCCCAACAGUUCUCACCAAACUUCAAACUGAUAUCAUGGAGUACAUCAUUAAUAUUAUGUCCCCAGAAUUAUUGAAAGAACUUGAAAAAAAUGACCAAAAGAACAAACCCCAUAGCUUGAUGGACGAUGAAUCGGAAACUAUCCAAGAAGAAUUAAAAUUCAAUGAAAUUAUUGACUUUUUGUAUGAUCAAUUGGAGAUUACUACCAAUAAUCCAUCGUUAUUAGUUGAUCAUUUCUUACCUAAGAAGUUAUUAUUAUCGGAAAUAAAUGAACAUUUGGUAAAUAUGUCAGGGAAGUUCCAAUUUUUCAAUAGACUUGUCAAUAAUUUACUUGAAAAAUUUCACCAUAGCAUCAAAUAUCAAGAAUCACCUAUUUAUAAUAUAUUAGUGAUUGCCAAUAGUGUUAAAGAGUUGGAACUCAUUGAAGGAUUGAUUAUCGGGAAACCACUCCAGUAUAAUAAUGUAAGCACGGUGAAAUUGUAUGGGAAAAAUAUCAAUGUUAAUGACUUGAAUCCUCCAGAAAGUCCAAUGAGUGAAAUAGAGAUGGAAUAUAAAAGGAAACGAAAACACAAGACUGUUAAACCCGAUAAGAAACCUAUGUUGUUUUUGAAUUUAAUAACAUCAUCUCAAUUGUAUAAUAAUUAUACUCCAUUAUUGAAUAGUGGAACUCAAUUCAAAUUGAUAUUUUCCUUUGAUAAUAAUUUGGAUACUGAUUGUCCUAGUUUGGCAAUGAUGAGGAAUUCAAGACAAGAAAUGCCUUCACAACCAUAUCAAUACUACGGACAAUACGGACAGUUUGGACAGUAUCCUCAAUAUCAAGAACCAACUCCUGCUAUUCCUAUCAUUAUCCCAAUACCGAUAUUCUCCAUUAAUCAUUAUAAGAUGUUAAAUCCACCACCAGAAAUCAACCCUAUGUUCAGUGAAAAUAACGAAUUGACCGAGUGGAAGUACCAAAUCAUCAACAGUUUCUUGGUCAAUAGAAUCAACUUAUUUGAUAACAUUGAAGAUGAUGAAGAUAAUAUUAGUGAAUUCUUCGUGGCAUUAUACGGGAAAAAUAUGAGAACUAUAGAUGAUUGGUUAAUAAGUUGGGAUUCUAUCAAUUUUCCCUUACCGGAAAUUUUCACUAAGUAUAACGAUAGAACCAUUGUUAAGUUCAAUGAUGAAAAAAUCAUCAAGAAUUUAAAUCACAGUUAUUUAGAAGGAAAAAUCGAAAAAAUCGAAAGUUUCGACUAUAAGACAUUCAAAACCAAAUUAGCUGACACCCUUUAUUAUAGACUUAAUCAAGCUAAUGAUGAGAUAUCACAAAUGAAAGUAAAAAUUCAAAAUUUCAAAGAAUUCGAAACCAAAAGACAAUUAGAUUUAGAUGAACAUGAAGAGAAAAUAGCUGACAAUUACAAGAAGUUGAAACGAUUCAACGAAGAUGCUAAUUUCAUCGAGAAGAAAUACACAAAAAUCGAUGAAGAACAUCAGAAACUAAUGGAAUCUAAAGUUGAAUUGGACACCAAGUUCAAUACUUUUGAAAGCUUUUCAUCAGCUAAUUUGAAAGAGAAAUUGGAAGAACAAGAUGCUUUGAUCAAACAAUUAACAAAGGAUGAAGAAAAUCUCAAAGAAGAGUUAACCAAGUUGAAUAAAGAAAAUGAUGAAGCAAGAGGUGAGUAUCAACAGAUAUCUACAGAAUCCAUAACAAUUAUAAAUGAAAUGAAGAAAUGGAAUAAUCUCAAUGAAAAGCUCGAGACCAAAUUGAGCUUACCAGGUAUCAAAAUACUUCCUUCAUUAAUCAAAAAAGAUGAUAAGAUCAACCAUGAAUUAUUGUUGAAGAAGUUAGAAACCGAAAAUGUAGCAUUAUCCAAGUUCCUUGAUAAUGAUCUUGAAAAGGUCAUAGGAGAAAGAAACAACCUUUUGGCUAACUCCAAUCAAGGCUCAAGUACCAGAUCAAUCAAUAGAAUGAGUAGAGGAUCAACUCCUAUGUAG